Molecule: messenger RNA, 1607 nt
Organism: Triplophysa dalaica
Lineage: Eukaryota; Metazoa; Chordata; Actinopteri; Cypriniformes; Nemacheilidae
Gene: sap30bp
Product: SAP30 binding protein
Exons: 11
Coding region: 65-979 (304 amino acids)
Biological process (GO): regulation of DNA-templated transcription
Cellular component (GO): nucleus
Source: RefSeq, a predicted model, not a curated record
AAACCUGGCGCAUGCGUACACGAAAUAUAGAGUGUGACGUCAUCAGUGUGCGGCAGCGCGGAUCAUGGCGAGCAAAAAAAGCUUACUUCUCUCUUCUCUUGCGGCUUAUGGGGACGAUUCUGAGCAAGAUUCAGAUCCAGACAGCGAUGAUCAAGAUGUAUCAGAAUCUCACGGAGGAUUGGUGUCAGCCAGCUAUGGGCAGGAUGAUGUGAGCCGUGUGGAGGAAGGCGAUGAGAAGGUGUCAGAGAACGAAGACAGUGAUGACAGCACCAGAAAUUCAGAAGAGGAGUCAGACCCAGGACGAGCCCAAGAUGAUGUGAAGGAUGUCCUAGAAGGGGAGAUCAAAGAUCCAAAUGAGCUUGUUGCACAGUUUUCAGAGAAGGUUCGGAACAUGUCUCCUGAAGAGAUCAGAAUUCCUCCCGAACCACCUGGGCGCUGCUCCAGUCAUCUGCAGGAAAAGAUCUCUAAACUUUACGAGCGGAAACUCCAGGGAGACUUUGAUACAAACAACCAUAUUCAAAAGAAGAAAGAAUUUCGUAACCCAAGUAUUUAUGAGAAGCUCAUCCAGUAUUGCGGCAUUGAUGAGCUUGGAACCAAUUAUCCAAAAGACAUGUUUGACCCCCAUGGCUGGUCAGAGGAUUCCUAUUAUGAGUCAUUAGCCAAAGCUCAAAAAGUUGAGAUGGACAAGCUAGAAAAAGCCAAGAAGGAACGGACCAAGAUUGAGUUUGUGACGUGCACCAAAAAAGGCACCAAUACUAAUGCGGCGGCAAUGACCACGAACACCACAACAGCCUCAACAGAUGCCCAGAAGAGGAAAAGCAAGUGGGACUCAGCAGUUCCAGUGACCCUGGUACAACCUACCCUCCUGACCACCACUGCAACCCUCCCUGGAGUUGUCUCAGUCACAACAACAGCAAGCGGCACCAAGACCACGGUCAUCUCUGCAGUGGGAACCAUUCUUAAAAAAGCUAAGCAAUAAACAUGGACAUGGAAUUUUGCUUGCUUUCCAGAAGCAACUGGAGUAGAUGGGGUUUAUCUAUUUUCAGACCGAGAUGAAAACUGUUUCUUUAUUCUGGAGAUAUUUUCAUGAUGACAGAAUUAUACCACGAAACGGUCCAGCAUCUUUUUUUAACUUUGAUUGUUUCAUAUGCAUUCGUUUGACGUUUGUUCUCCUUCCCCAGAUGUUUUUAACUGAAUUGUACAGCUGUCGUAUAUUUCUGUUGCAGUAGAGUCGUCUGAAGUCUAAAAUAUUUUUUCAAAAAGGCAAUUCCUUGGCCGUAAUUGUUUUUCCUUCAAUAGUCAUUUAUUGUUUGAUAAACAGUUUGGGCAGCUCUGCUACUGCUUGUUUUCCAUUUGUAUUCAUUUGAACUGAAGGUAGGUCUCGCAUCAUGUAAAAUGUUCACAUGAGUAGUAAUUAUUAUUGCAUAAUUAACAGAUGAGUUUCUACUGCAUUACUCAUAAGAGGAACAAUUUAGCAGAAGUUCAUUUUCCUUUAUUCAAUUUUAACAAUGCAAAUAGGUCUUUUUUAAAUGUGAAUAUUUUGAGGCGACUCUGAUGUCUUCAGUAGCUCACCACCAUAAAAAUAAAAAUGUUUUUACAAUGAAAAA